This is a messenger RNA of Theobroma umbraticum, 1239 nucleotides long. RefSeq names its product hydroxysteroid dehydrogenase 5 (gene HSD5). The record is from RefSeq and is a predicted model, not a curated record. NCBI's taxonomy places the organism in Eukaryota, Viridiplantae, Streptophyta, Magnoliopsida, Malvales, Malvaceae. Gene Ontology annotation, molecular function: oxidoreductase activity. Gene Ontology annotation, cellular component: cytosol.
AUGUCACGUACACAACACGUGUUUUCUCUACGCUUACUGCAUGUAAAAGUUGCGGUGUUCAUCUUAUCACUCAUCAUUGCUUUUCAUUUCUUCUUCAGUUACCAAUCUUUCUUUCCAAUUAAGUCGUCUAUAUUCAACAUUGAUACUGGUGGAGUGGUGGACAUGAUGGAUUUGAUCGACUCUUUUCUGAAUUUGAUGGUGCCACCUGCAAGCAUGGUGAUUCUGGUCUUUGCAUGGCCAGCCUUGUGCUUUAUCCGUGCAUGUGAAUGGCUUUAUAACACCUUGUACACAGAGAAUAGUAUCCAAGACAAAGUGGUUAUAAUCACUGGUGCUUCUUCUGGCAUUGGAGAGCAAAUUGCAUAUGAAUAUGCGAGGAGGAGGGCGAACCUUGUGUUGGUUGCCAGGAGAGAACAUCGACUUCGAGGCAUCAGUGAGAAAGCAAGACAUAUCGGUGCAAAGAAUGUCAUCAUAAUUGCUGCAGACGUUGUGAAGGAAGAUGAUUGUAGGAGAUUUGUUAAGGAAACCAUAAACUUCUAUGGCCGUGUGGAUCAUCUGGUGAAUGCUGUGAGUUUGGGACAUACAUUCUACUUUGAGGAAGUUACAGACACCUCAGUGUUUCCCCAUCUGUUGGACAUAAACUUCUGGGGUAAUGUUUAUCCAACAUUUGUUGCUCUUCCGCACCUACAUCAAAGCAACGGCCGAAUCAUCGUGAAUGCAUCAGUUGAGAACUGGUUACCAUUGCCAAGAAUGAGUUUGUAUGCUGCUGCGAAAGCUGCACUCGUAAAUUUCUACGAGACUCUCAGGUUAGAAGUAACUAACGAGGUUGGAAUAACAAUCGCAACACAUGGUUGGAUCGGAGGUGAAAUGACAGGAGGAAAGCUUAUGCUAGAAGAGGGAGCAGAGAUGCAGUGGAAAGAAGGACGAGAACUAGCAGUUAGUGGUGGGGCAGUGGAAGAGUUUGCCAGGCUGAUCGUAUCAGGGGCUUGCCGGGGGAAUGCUUAUGUGAAGUACCCCAGUUGGCAUGACACUUUCCUCCUCUAUAGGACUUUUGCACCCAAUGUACUUAACUGGAUUCUUCGACUUCUCCUCUCAGUUCAUGGUACGAGGAGAACUUCCAUGAUGGGCGUUGGGAGACAGCUACCGAAAGGCGCUGCCAGAUACGUAUCGGAGAGUACCUUUCCUAUGAAGCUUCCUACUGGUCCCAUAACUUUCUCCCAGCUGCAGCAGAAGAUGGAGUAG